UUCAAAUCAUAGAAACUGAUAGCUUUGGUGGGGUUAUCCAACAGAGUGAGUGAGCUGGGUUUUGUUUUGUAAGUGAUAUCCUGGAUUUAGUUUCCAAACACACAAACGAACACAGACAGAGGAGAAAAUGGGAAAAGACAGACAGAAGACCCAAUCAUAGGGGAGAAGCCAAGGAGGACUGAGGGACCCUGACACCUCCACCUUUUUCUAUUUCAGUACAUAACAUUCUUUCGCUUUCUUUACUUUACUCCUGUCCUGACCUGACUGGAAUACUGCAGUCAUACUAGUAGUCUGCUAUAUAAGACGUUCUCUCUGACGCAGACCUAUAUCAACCACGGACACUGAGACAGUCAACAUGAAGUUGCUGCUUGUUGUUUCUGCUGUUCUGGCUGUAUCCAGCUGUGCCAUCAUCUCUCUGGAAGAUCUUGAGUUUCGCGCCUGGAAACUCAAGUUUGAAAAGUCAUAUGAGUCUGAGUCAGAGGAGGCUCACCGGAAGCAGAUCUGGCUCAACAACCGCAAACAUGUGCUAAUGCACAACAUCUUGGCAGACCAGGGUUUGAAAUCCUACCACCUUGGGAUGACACACUUUGCUGACAUGGAACAUGAAGAGUACAAACAGCUGAUUUCCCAAAGCUUCCUUGGCUCCUUCAAUGCUUCUCUGCCUCAGCGUGGCUCUGCCUUCUUUCGCCUGCCUGAAGGUACUGAUCUGCCCAACACUGUUGACUGGAGGGAUAAGGGAUAUGUCACUGAAGUCAAGGAUCAGAAGAUAUGUGGCUCCUGCUGGGCCUUCAGCACAACUGGUGUACUGGAGGGUCAGCACUUCAGGAAGACAGGAAAGCUGGUGUCUCUGAGUGAGCAGCAGUUAAUGGACUGCUCUCACAGCUUUGGUAACAAUGGCUGCAAUGGAGGAUCAGUGAAGCGGGCCUUUCAGUACAUCCAAGCCAAUGGAGGAAUUGACACUGAGGCAUCCUACCCUUAUGAGGCUAAGGGUCAACAAUGCCGUUACAAGCCUGAUGGUAUUGGUGCCAAAUGCAGUGGCUAUGUUGAAGUGAAACCCAGUAAUGAAGAUGCCCUGAAGGAGGCUGUGGCCACUAUCGGACCGAUAUCUGUUGGCAUUGAUGCUUCUCAUAACUCAUUCAGAUUCUACCAAUCAGGAGUGUAUGAUGAGCCCGACUGCAGCAAGACAGUGUUGAACCACGAUGUGCUGGCUGUGGGUUAUGGUACAGAAAAUGGACAUGACUACUGGCUGAUCAAGAACAGCUGGGGUCUCAGAUGGGGAGACAAGGGAUACAUUAAGAUGAGCAGGAAUAAAUCCAACCAGUGUGGGAUUGCUUCUGAUGCAACGUACCCUCUGGUCUGAAGAGGUCUGAAGAAACCUGUCCUCAUUUUUUCCUUCUGAUUUGACCAAAAUUUAGUUUAAAGUUUUUAACGGUGUUAUGUAACUAAACAUCAUUUUAUUUGUCGGGUCAAGAACCUCUCUUUUCCUGCAUUAGUGUUUAAUGGAAUAAAUUUAUAAAGACGACAAAUACAAGUUAAAAUAAAUACAUAAAU
This is a messenger RNA of Oreochromis aureus, 1551 nucleotides long. Its product is annotated as procathepsin L-like. The transcript has 8 exons. The coding region runs from base 356 to 1360 and encodes 334 amino acids. Gene Ontology annotation, molecular function: cysteine-type endopeptidase activity. Gene Ontology annotation, biological process: immune response. Gene Ontology annotation, cellular component: lysosome. The record is from RefSeq and is a predicted model, not a curated record. NCBI's taxonomy places the organism in Eukaryota, Metazoa, Chordata, Actinopteri, Cichliformes, Cichlidae.